Messenger RNA from Lates calcarifer (barramundi perch), 3757 nucleotides. Its product is annotated as lisH domain-containing protein ARMC9. Bases 10 to 2643 code for a protein of 877 amino acids. Gene Ontology annotation, biological process: cilium assembly. Gene Ontology annotation, molecular function: protein binding. The record is from RefSeq and is a predicted model, not a curated record. The transcript is spliced from 26 exons. NCBI's taxonomy places the organism in Eukaryota, Metazoa, Chordata, Actinopteri, Centropomidae. Gene Ontology annotation, cellular component: ciliary tip; centriole; ciliary basal body.
GGCACUCACAUGAGUUCCAGGGAGGCAGCCAAGAUGGGUGACAUCUUGGCAACCGAGGCCGAUCUUCUUGGGAUGAUUAAGGAGUAUCUAAAGUUUGAGGAAUUUGAAGAGACUGUUCACAGUUUCGACAAGGAGUGUAAAAGCAAAGGCAAGCUCGUCUCAAAGCCUCAAGGAAGUACUCUCAGAGACUCAAAGACUCGUGUCAUCCAGAAUGACCUUCUCAGCUCCUUUGAAGAUGGGGAUCACAAGGUGUUCUUUGAACUGUGGACAGAUAAUAUUCCCUCAGAGGUAAAAGACACAGAUGCCGAGGCCCAGAGCCUAGAGUUCUACCUUCACAUCCAUUUUACCAUCUACCCACUGAGGAGGCACCCAGGUAGACACGACCGAGCUGAGUUUGAGGAGAGGAUUUCCCACUUCAAGCAGUACCUGGAGACUCGAGGAGCAGCGCUGAGUCAGACCUCUGAGUUUCUGCCUUACUACGCCUUGCCUUUUGUUCCCAACCCCACUGUCCACCCCUCCUUCAAAGAUCUUUUCCAGGAUUCCUGGAUACCACAUUUGAAGGAUAAGCUGGAGCAGUUUCUGUCAGUGACACUGAAGCCGUCCAGCAGCCCGAGGCUGCUGAAUUUAUAUAAAGAGGGUGGAAGGAGCACAAAAGAGGCCAUGCAGCUGUUACAGCUCCAACUGGUUGAAUCAGACCGGCGCAUUGCCAGCUAUGUGCGGAGGUUCAACAAGAUGCAGGCCGACUACCACAACCUGAUUGGAAUCACUGCUGAGCUGGUCGACUCUUUGGAGGCCACCGUCAGCGGAAAAAUGAUCUCCCCUGAGUACCUGCAGAGUGUGUGUGUUCGCCUGUUCAGCAGCCAGAUGAGGCAGAGUGUUGUACAGAGCACUGACUUCACCAGACCUGGCACUGGAUAUUACUCUAUGAGUCCCUAUGAUGAUGGCUAUGCCUCCUCAAUGCUACGAGCAUCCAUCGCACCACAGAGACCCAAGGAGGUACCAAUGCUGCCUUCACUGGACUAUGAGAAACUGAAGAAAGACCUGGUUGAAGGCUCAGACAGACUCAAGUCCCUGCUGCUUCAGGCCCUGCGCUGGAGACUGACUCGCUCACUCCCUGGUGAACAGAGAGACACCGUGCUUCAGGCCUAUAUCAGCAAUGAUCUGCUGGAACGCUAUAGCACUAAAGAGGAAACGGUGCUUCAUUUAAUGAGGUCGAAGAACGAGAUUGUACGCCAGUACAUGGCCCGUCUCAUCAAUGCAUUCGCUUCCCUUGCAGAGGGUCGGGUUUACCUCUCCCAAAUCCCCAUUCUUCUAAAACUUCUGACUGAAGCACUGAGGCAGGAGGAAAAAGACUCCCUGACCAGAGAGAAUGUGCUAGUGGCCCUGCAGAAACUCAGCCUCAGGAGGAGCCAGCAAACAGCCAUGAUAUCAGACAAUCUGAUAGGCUGGCUGGUGGAUGAGCUGCAAGACUCAGACUGCCUGACUGACUACACCCUGGAGUAUUCUGCAGCUCUGCUUAUGAACCUGUGUCUGCGAACAAAAGGAAAAAGGAAAUGUGCAGAGAACGCCAAACAUGUACUGAAGGUUCUAACGGACCUCCUUGGUCAUGAGAACCACGAGAUUCGACCAUAUGUUAAUGGAGCUCUGUACAGUAUCCUGUGUAUUCCCUCUGUGCGACAGGAAGCCAAAGAGAUGAGUGUAGAGGAGAUUCUUCGCUGCUACAGCAAAGAGGAGAACCCAGACCUCAACAGACAGAUUGAGUUCAUCAUUAAACAGCUGAACUCAGCUGAGGAAGAGGGCCCAGAAUCAGACGAUGAAGAAGAAGAGGACGACAAUGAUGAAGAUUUAAUGGAGACAGACCUUGACAAAGAGGAAGUUCUCCAACCGCAGCCGAGGGAACUGUCUGGGGAGAGUCUGCUCACCACUGAGUACCUGGGAAUUAUGACCAACAUGGCAAAAGUGAAGAGGAAGUCUACACCUCUGCCACAACCUAGUGUUGAUGAGCCCCUACAACGGCCAGUCACACCAAGUUCUCAUCGUAACCUCAACGCAGUGGAUUAUCGAGCUGGCAGUCAGGGAGGUGAGGUUAGCAGAGACAGGGGAUGCCCACUGAGCAGACAGAAGAGCGAGGAAGGAAGCCUGCCUCCUUCCCGAUACAACUCCCGUCCUCCUACACGCUCUGGCAGUCGCCCCAGCACCGCCGACUCCCUGCGUCACAGCAUCGAUUUAUUUGAUGUCAUGCCCAGUGUCCACAAGGAACAUAAGGCACUUCCAGGCAAAGAAGCAACUUCCUCAGAGAGCAGAAGGGAUAAAGACUCAGAUUCAGAGUGUGGCCGGUUGUCCCAGGAGUCAGAGUUGGACGGGCCGUAUGAUGGGCGAGUUACAAAAGGACGUUCCCGGGAGGAACACAAUGGACACUCUGCCAGUGGUGAUUAUAUCCCUGCAUUUGCGAGCCAGCCCAAAAUUCCCCGUACACCUGACACAGCAUCCAGCCAGAACAGUGCUCAGCGGGGUCGAGGCCCGGCUCUGGCACCGCAGUUUUCCCAGUCGGAACCACAGCAGAGCAGCCGACCAGCCUCUGCCAGCUCCGCAGGAGGAGGAGGGGGACGCCAGAGUGGAAGCAGCCAGUCAAAGAGGAGGUGAAGAGGGAGCUGUCACCGUGGAGUAGUGCUAUCUCCCCGGGAGCAUCAGGCUUCCUGUAACAUCAUCCCCCCCAACCCCAGGUUGUGAUCAGGGUCAGGGCAACAGAGAUGCUCGAGGAUCAGCAGCGAGAGGAGGAGGAGGAGGGAGGAGGAGGAGGAGGAAGGAGGGGACGAACAAUGUGAAGGAUUGUGGCUCCACACCCCCCACCCCACCCCCCUUCUGCUUUGGCACAGACUUCUCUCUGUAACAUAAUAUGAGGUCAGACAAUAAUCACAACCCCCAGCCAUGCAGCUCUGUGCACCUUGUAGCCUCAGUCUCUCCACUCUCUCAUCAAGGUGAUAGUUGGCUUACCUAAAUAUGUACAACAUCCCAGUAGAUAACUCCUCAAUAUCAUCACUUAUGUCUUAAGUAUGGUUUUAGCUAACCGUUUUUAACAACAUGUACAGUAAAUGGGGGAUUAAGAGUUUGGGAAGCCUGACAUGAGCAGGUAUGGAGACAAAAUGUUUGAUAAUGUUUCUAUGAUUAUCACAAAGUUUAAUUAAUUUAAUAUGAGGUACGGGAAGGACUUUUGUUGUCUUUGAAUUGAUUGUACAAAUAUAUUAAAAAAACAACAGUGACUCAAAACUUCAUUUGUAAAGUUCUCAUCUUGAUUCUACAAAUCUAUACUUCUUCUGAAUUUCACUAUGUACUGCAUAUAUUGAUUUUUGACCGUGGAAAAUAUCCGUCCACAUGAAUAAAUAAUUGUUCCAGCUUUACUUCAAAUAUAAGACAUUAGCUCAUAUCAGGGUAGCUGCUCUUGUUUCACUUAUGCUCCAGAAAUGUUUACAAGAAAGACACAGGCCCUGAUAUAACUUGUCAGGCUAGUGCGUGGUUUUUGUUUUUUUUUUGUGUUUUUAAACAAGCUUAUUAUUGUUGAUAUAGCCUGCAGUACACUACCAUCCAUACAUCUGACAAAAAACUUGAAUUUGUGUGAAUGUCUUAAAUCCAGCAAUUUUGCAUUGUACAUUUGAACUGUUUUCCAGGUGUCGUGAUGUGUAUUUAUGUUUACUAUAUUUCUUGUUGUAAUGCAUUUUGAUACGUUCUGAGUGGUUUUAAAUAAACGUGUGACAUGUCA